Xylaria bambusicola is the source of this 2704-nucleotide messenger RNA. Its product is annotated as DEAD-domain-containing protein. The record is from RefSeq and is a predicted model, not a curated record. The transcript has 3 exons. The coding region runs from base 256 to 2325 and encodes 689 amino acids. Gene Ontology annotation, cellular component: mitochondrion. Gene Ontology annotation, molecular function: nucleic acid binding; ATP binding. NCBI's taxonomy places the organism in Eukaryota, Fungi, Ascomycota, Sordariomycetes, Xylariales, Xylariaceae.
GUGGGUAGAAUGGGCAACCCAUUUAGCAUUCACUGUAGGGGAAGGCGAAGAGAAAAAAAAAAAGUUGAAUGCCUCUUCCAUCCUCGGGCAAUCCUGAGAUCGCGUGCUGAACAACAACCACGCUCCCAUCACUAACAGUCUCUUGUUCCUGUCACUUCCUAUCUUCUUCCUCUUCUUCUUCUCUCUGAUAUUUUUUAUCUUCUGUCAUCGUUCUGCAAUCCGCCCUUCCAGCUCGCAUUUGCACAUCCGCCCGUGAUGUUCAAGGCCUCUAUCCAGCGGCAUGCCCGCUUAGGCCAUGCGGCUCGCCAAUUCUCUUCCGCUGCAUUGAUGCGGAAUGCUCGCUCUGAUUGUCUCGCUGCCGCCCUUCGCCAGGCAUCAUCGCAGCCCGCUUUACGGCGUCUUCCUCCUACAUAUGCCUUAUCGCGCCUCUACUCAGCCGAAUCCGCUGCCGCUCAAGCGAAUCGGCAAGGUGAAUUUGCUGCUCCGCCAUCAGCUCUUGUCACUCGCUUCAGCGAUCUUUCCAAGCUCGAUGUUAACCGAGGCCUCGUCGAUGCCCUAACACGCGGCAUGGGCUACGAGAACAUGACCGAGGUGCAAUCUAUGUCAAUCACCCCCGCCUUGAAGGGAAUCGACAUGGUUGCUCAAGCUAAAACUGGCACGGGAAAGACUCUAGCCUUCCUAAUCCCCGUGUUCCAGCGUGUUUUGAUGGAUCGGCCCGAGCUAGCCGAGAAGCGAGGCAUUCGUCGCGCUUCGUCAGAGGAUAUUCGUGCAAUCAUCCUAUCGCCCACUCGUGAGCUUGCUGAACAGAUUGGUGUCGAGGCCCGGAAACUCGCCAAGAAUACCAAUAUUGUUGUUCAAACGGCUGUGGGAGGUACCAGGAAAAGAGAGGCCCUUUUCAAAAUGUGGCGAGAGGGCUGCGAUGUUCUUGUCGCUACCCCGGGUAGAUUGAAUGAUCUGCUUACCGACCCAAGUGCCAAGGUGGCAGCUCCUAAACUGCAGGCAUUUGUUCUUGAUGAGGCAGAUAGGAUGCUCGACGUUGGCUUUUCCGACGAGCUCCAGGAAAUCCAGAAAUCGUUGCCUGGGCGGGAUGAAGUAGAACGGCAAACGCUGCUUUUCUCUGCCACUAUACCCCGCGACGUUGUUCACCUUGCCAAGAGCAUGGUCCGCCCUGAUAAUUUCGAAUUUGUGCAGACGAUAAAGGCAGAUGAAGUACCAACGCAUGAAAGAGUUCCCCAGCAUCUAAUCACUGUCCAAGGCUAUGAGAACGUUUACCCGACGAUUAUGGAGAUUAUAGACAAAGCGAAGACUGCUCAAUCUUCCGAUAUGCCAUUCAAGGCUAUUGUAUUCUUUUCUACCACCGCCAAUGUUCAAUUUGCGCAUGAAGUCUUCAGACAGACUGGGUUAUUCGGACGUCGUGGGGGAACAGAGAUCUACCAGAUCCAUUCGAGAUUAACUCAAGCCCAGCGUACGAGAAGCGCUGACUACUUUCGCCAAUCGAAAUCUGCCGUUCUUUUCUCAUCUGAUGUUACAGCGCGUGGGAUGGAUUUCCCCAAUGUGACGGACGUCAUUCAAAUCGGUCUUCCACCUGAGCGGGACUCAUAUAUCCACCGACUUGGUCGUACAGGCCGUGCCGGAAACUCUGGUAAAGGCUGGCUGCUUCUCGCUCAAGAAGAGAUACCGGAGGCGCGUGUUCGUCUUCCCGGCCUGCCAAUCAAGCCUAGCGACGUACUAGCCGCCGCGAAACAUGAUAUAGAGGAUUCCUCCGCGCCUGAUGACGUGUCUCGCUAUUUCAAGCAAAUCAAAGAGGGAUACUCAAGUGUCCCCAAGGAUUUCUUUCGAGCCGUGUAUUUGGGCAGUCUCGGGCAGAAAUUUGGCAGACAAUUCUCGGCCGAGGAGGCAAUUGAAUUGAUGAACAACUGGUGCACACGCGGCUUGGGCUGGGCACAACCCCCCGCUGUGUCCCCCACCGUCGCUGCGAAACGCGGGUUCACUCGUAUUCGUGGGCUUCGAAUUGGUCACGAUGAAGAUGAAUCUAUGGAACGUGGAUUCGGUAACCAACGCGGAUUCGGUAACCAACGUGGAUUCGAUAAUCAACGCGGAUUCGGUAACCAACGUGGAUUCGAUAAUCAACGCGGAUUCGGUAAUCAACGUGGAUUCGAUAACCAACGUGGAUCCGGUGAUCGCUACGGUUCAAACUCUAAUUAUGGACGGAACAACAACUCUGGUAACCGUGGCAAUCCACGCCGAAACACUUUUGAAGACAAGUUUUCAUCGCGCGCUGAUAAUAGAUCACAGUCAGGCAGGAACUUUAACGCCACCUUCUAAAAGUAGGAAUACACUAUUCCAAUGAGAAAUCUAUGAAGCGCUUAUUCCUCCUUUACGACAUUACCAAUCGAAAUUUCGGGAAAUGUUGAUCUUGCCGUGUAUAAAAUCUGGGUUUCAUAGUCGUCUACAACAUCGAAGAUGUGUAUAUGAUUCAUAUGUUCAGGGGCGUCAACGGAGUUGUCGGGUUUGUCGUCCUUAGGACUGGAUAAAAAAGUCUCGUGGGUGGGGGUUCAUUUACGCGCGCAAGACAAGACGGAAAUGAGGCAGCCGAAAUCUCUACUUUAUUGUAUGUACUACUAUAUGGCGGCUAUACGUAAUCUCAGAAGACGGCUAUCGGUGACGCUUGACGUAUUAAUUUUAUGAACAAACAUUCACUCCA